Mercurialis annua (annual mercury) is the source of this 2488-nucleotide messenger RNA. RefSeq names its product pentatricopeptide repeat-containing protein At5g19020, mitochondrial. Bases 187 to 2217 code for a protein of 676 amino acids. NCBI's taxonomy places the organism in Eukaryota, Viridiplantae, Streptophyta, Magnoliopsida, Malpighiales, Euphorbiaceae. The record is from RefSeq and is a predicted model, not a curated record. The transcript has a single exon. Gene Ontology annotation, biological process: RNA modification. Gene Ontology annotation, molecular function: protein binding; RNA binding.
AAAAAAUCGCGAAAUGUUGUGCUAUAUAGUGAUAUUAAUCAAAGAUAAUUUUACACCAAAUUUUAGCGGGUUACUCUAUUUUGAAGCUUUGGUCGGAGGUGCCUGAAGUCCAUAUUCUUUCUACUUCUUGCAGCUCUUCGAUCAUUAAGGUCGGAAGAUUGUCUAAAGUUUUCAUGGUAUCGUUUAAUGUCUUCAGCACUCGUUCUCAAAUGGGUAUCCACAAAAACUCUUCGAAUCCCCCGCUUUAUCCUCAAUCGAAAAACAGACCAAAAAGACUUCAACUACGAACUGGGUUUAGUCUCAGCUCUAAAAUUCUGCACAACCAAUUUAUUUCUCUCGCAAGGCAAACAAAUCCAUGGUCUCGUUUUAAAAUCCGGUCUUCAUUCCAACAAUUUCAUACAGAACAGCUUGAUUAACAUGUACGCUAAAUGUGGGCUUUUACUUGAUGCUAAAUCCAUUUUUGAUGUCUGUCCUAAGUCUGAUCCUGUUUCUUACAAUAUAAUGAUCUCUGGGUAUGUGAAAUCAGGGAGAUUAGACGACGCACACAAGGUGUUCGAUGAAAUGCCUGUGAAAGGUUGUGUCUCGUAUACUACUAUGAUCAUGGGGUUUUCGCAAAAUGAACAUUGGAAUGCUGCAGUUGAGCUUUUUAAGCAGAUGAGAUACGCGGGUGUUGUUCCUAGUGAAGUUACCAUUGCAGCUUUGAUCUCUGCUUUUUCGCAAUUUGGUGGGGUAUGGAGCUGUAGAAUGCUUCAUGGAUUGGUUGUCAAGAUGUUGUUUGAUGAGUUUGUUCUUAUUUCUACUAAUUUGUUGCGUAUGUAUUGUAAUUGUUCGAGUUUAGUUGAAGCAAGGGCUUUGUUUGGUGAGAUGUCUGAGAAGAAUUUGGUUACAUGGAAUGUAAUGUUGAAUGGUUAUUCAAAAGCAGGGUUACUUGAUUCGGCUAGAGAUGUGUUUGAGAGGAUCCCGGAUAAGGAUAUUAUUUCGUGGAGCACUAUAGUCGAUGGUUAUGUUCGAGUAGAAAAGUUAGGUGAAGCUUUUAUGAUUUAUCGGUCAAUGGUUUCUGCGGGAUUGAGACCUAAUGAUGUUAUGAUGGUGGAUCUAAUUUCUGUGUGUGGGAGGACAGCAGCAUUUUGUGAAGGUCGGCAAUUGCAUAGUGAUGCAGUGAAGAUGGGUUUUGACUGUUAUGAUUUUAUACAGGCAACUAUUAUCCAUCUCUAUGCAGCUUGUGGUAGAAUUAAUGAAGCUUGCUUACAAUUCAGAAUUGGUAGUAAAGAGAAUGUUGCGUCUUGGAACGCCCUCAUGGGAGGAUUUAUACGAAAUAGAAUGAUUGAUGAGGCCAUCAAAUUGUUUGAGGAGAUGCCUCAGAGAGACGUAUUUUCAUGGAGCACAAUGAUAUCUGGUUACACGCAGAAUGAGCAACCUAACCUGGCAUUAGAACUGUUCCAUAAGAUGAUAGCUAUUGGGAUACAACCAAAUGAUGUGACCAUGGUUAGUGUUUUCUCUGCAAUUGCUGCGUUGGGCACUUUGAAAGACGGAAGAUGGGCUCAUCAGUAUGUGCAUAAUAACUCCAUCGCUAUUAGCGACAAUUUAAGUGCUGCAAUCAUUGACAUGUAUGCCAAAUGUGGCAGUAUCGACGAUGCACUGGAGGUGUUUUGUAAAAUCCGGAAUAAGGCAUCUACAGUUUCGCCAUGGAAUGCAAUUAUAUGUGGGUUGGCGAUGCACGGACAUGCGAAUCAAUCUCUUGAAAUAUAUUCCGACUUGGAUAGACGGAAGGUCAAGCUCAAUGCAAUUACAUUCAUCGGAGUCCUUGCCGCAUGCUGCCAUGCCGGGAUGGUGGAGUUAGGAAAAAGAUACUUUAUGAGCAUGAAGAGCGAGCAUAACAUAGAUCCUGAUAUCAAGCACUAUGGUUGUAUGGUGGAUUUGCUGGGUAGAGCAGGGCGUGUGGAAGAAGCUGAGGAAAUGAUAAGGAGCAUGCCGAUGAAAGCCGAUGUGGUGACAUGGGGUACAUUAUUAGCAGCAUGUAGAACACAUGGGAAGUGGGAGGUAGGAGAAGAAGCUGCACAAAAUUUGGCAAGAUUGGACCCAUCUCAUGGGGCAAGCAGAGUUCUUUUAUCCAACAUAUAUGCAAAUGCAGGCAAAUGGGACGAUGCAUUUUCAGUGAGAAAAGCAAUGCAAAGCCACAGAAUGCGGAGAUUGCCUGGCUAUAGCGGUGUUACGUGAAAGGAAAUCCUGAUUCCGCUACUGUAGGUGAUAUAGAAAAGAAACUCGAGCAAUAUUUCAACCUGAGAACACUUCUCUAUUUCAUAAGAUAACCCAAUUGAGAUUUUGCAAAAAUUAUAACUGAAUUACUUCUUUUGUAUAGUUGGCAAGAAGAAUUCAGUCAUUUUACUGUUAUUCUGAACGUUAACGAAGUUACUGUUAGUACGAUGUUUCUGGCUUCAUCAUGGCCUAAUACACUUAUAUUGAAUCAAACAAGCAUCUUUAUGCUGCC